CAGGUGCUAGCAUGCAAACAGAGGAGCAAGGAGGGAGGAAGUUGCAGUUAGCCAAAUGAGAUGAGCCCUUUGACAUUCACACCACAGGGCAGGUGAUCCAGGAUCCGCAUCCGAAAUGUGUGACACACAGCAAAUAGCUCCCGCGGGCAAGUUCCACUGCCAAUAACAAAAAGCCGCUUCCUUCGUCCAACGUCAACCGGCGAAAACCAACAAAGCGCCAUUGAGGCAGCUCGCGUGAGAUGUGCCGUAAAAUAUGACGCUCUUUAAGAAAUCAACGGAAACAGAGGAAGGCUCAGUGGAGUCAGGCCCAGCCGAGGUGUGGAUGGACCUCACGCACCUCGAAUGGACGCAAUGGAAAGGCGAGAAAGAGCCGUGGAGCCAGAAGACAUGGCGGAUGUCUCGAGCAGCCUUUCAAACCUUGCAGUGCAGUCCUCCAACCAGCAGGGGGAAGAGGGAGCCCUCUCCAGUGUUAACUAGCAAAUAAGGUUAUUUAAGGAGGUAGCGCACAGGUGUAGGCCUCGAUCACUAACGAGCUGCCGUCGCCAUGUUGCUGCCUCUUGCUGCGCUUCUCUUCUGGGCCACCCUUCCACAUGCGGGCCGUUGCGUGCCGUUGCCGCUCCAGGACGAAGAUUUGCUCGCUGAUGCAGUCGAGUACACCGAGAAAAACCCGGAGACGCUCGUAGGCUUGGUGGAUGAAGAUGUGAUGGAAGGUGACAUGCUCGUUUCAUAUGACCGUAACGCAGUGGACAGACGGUGGCCUUCUACACGCAUCCCAUACACCAUCGAUUACACCCUGCGCUACCGCUCUGACGACAUCAAGACUGCCCUGAACAUGAUCUCGCGCCACACCUGCUUGGUCUUCCAACAGCGCACUAACGAGCCUGACUACAUCUUCUUCAAAGUCGCCGUUGGGUGCGCCUCGUACGUGGGCUUCAUGGGCGGCCAGCAGGAACUGCACGUGGGCAUAACUUGCACUGUUGGCAACAUCGUCCACGAGGUCCUCCACGCUCUGGGCUUCUACCACGAGCACACCAGGAUGGACCGGGACAAAUACAUCACCAUCGUGCCUGACAACAUCAUGCGAGGACAUCAGAAAAACUUCUUUAUACAAAGGGGAGAAACUUUCCAGCUCCCGUAUGACCUGCCCUCCAUCAUGCACUACGGCAGCACUUUCUUCUCAAGUAACGGGGAGCCCACCAUCGUGGCCAAGGUGCGGAACAACAACAUGGGCCAGCGCUUUGCCAUGACGCCCACCGACAUCCAGAGAAUUCGUCUCCACUACAAAUGCGACCAAGUGCGCGAGGUGGCGAAACUGUACUGGUGGGAACCUGAAGUCACGCCUGCGCCAGUCUACAAUGUGCACGUGUUUGACAUCAAAGGCCUCCCCCACAAUACCACACAAUCGCCGCUGGGGGGUGCCAGAAACGACAGCUCAGCAGACUCUGGUGUUUAAAUAAAAUGCGCAAUGUGUCGUCGCUUUAA
Messenger RNA from Hippocampus comes (tiger tail seahorse), 1482 nucleotides. RefSeq names its product blastula protease 10. Gene Ontology annotation, molecular function: metalloendopeptidase activity; zinc ion binding. Bases 545 to 1453 code for a protein of 302 amino acids. Gene Ontology annotation, biological process: proteolysis. The transcript is spliced from 11 exons. The record is from RefSeq and is a predicted model, not a curated record. Lineage: Eukaryota; Metazoa; Chordata; Actinopteri; Syngnathiformes; Syngnathidae.